Molecule: messenger RNA, 981 nt
Organism: Phragmites australis (common reed)
Lineage: Eukaryota; Viridiplantae; Streptophyta; Magnoliopsida; Poales; Poaceae
Product: 36.4 kDa proline-rich protein-like
Exons: 1
Coding region: 63-749 (228 amino acids)
Source: RefSeq, a predicted model, not a curated record
AACAACGCCCCACGCCACGCAGUUGCGUACGAGAGCUUCAGUUCACGUAACUCGCAGCAGCGAUGGAGUCCACCAAGCUCUCCGCGCUGCUGGUACUCGCCAUGCUCGCGCUCUCUUCCUCUCCUCUCGCCCACGCGUGGGAAAAAGCAGAACCCGAGUGCAACUCGUGCCAGACCGGCACCCCCUCUUCGGGCACGCCCACGGGCGUCACCCUGCCCCCGGUCACCUUGCCGCCUGUCGCCGUGCCUAAGCUGCCGUCGGUACCCCUUCCGUCCCUCCCGCCUGUCCUUGGCAGUCCUGUCACCGUGCCACCGGUCCUCGGAGGAGGCAGCCCUGUCACCGUGCCACCGGUCCUCGGUAUACCGUCGGUCACCCUUCCGCCUGUCAGCCUGCCACCGGUCCUCGGGGGAGGCAGCCCGAAGGUACGCCACGGCGGCCGGAAGGCGUGCCCGCCGCCACCGUCUUCCCCGACGCCCACGCCGCCGUACUCCCCACCCUCGGACACGUGCCCCAUCGACGCGCUGAAGCUCGGCGUGUGCGUGGACCUCCUCGGGAACGAGGUGCACAUCGGCGACGCCAACGUGCAGUGCUGCCCGCUCGUGAAGGGCAUCGCCGGCUUGUCCGCGGCCGCGUGCCUGUGCACCGCCAUCAAGGCCAAGGUGCUCGACCUCUCCGUGUACGUACCCAUCGCGCUCGAGGUGCUCGUCAACUGCGGCUGCGCCGUCCCGCCGGGCUACACCUGCGCUUAAUCGACUCCAUGCAUUGCCUCCUUUUCCCUCUCGAAUACAAACUUUGAAAGGGCUCUUCGAUGGAUUUGAGUGAUGAAGCCACUCGCUUCCGGGUUGUUCAAUUAGCACAUUACUUAUUCGAUUUGCUAUUCUUGUUGCAUGUCUGUAUAUGCAUGCAGUGUCACCUCAACUGUCAUUGUACGUUGUGUAUCUUGUAUCAAACUAUUUUUCCAAAUGAAUUUCUUGUUUGCAA